Molecule: messenger RNA, 969 nt
Organism: Parastagonospora nodorum SN15
Lineage: Eukaryota; Fungi; Ascomycota; Dothideomycetes; Pleosporales; Phaeosphaeriaceae
Exons: 2
Coding region: 1-969 (322 amino acids)
Source: RefSeq, a predicted model, not a curated record
AUGCCGCCUGACAUCAACAGCCUGCCGCCCUCCCCGCUCCAGUCUCCAUCCAACGGCACGUCGCGCAACCAGUCCCCAUCAGCCUCACGAACCAUGGCCUCAUCCCCGCACUCGCUAGCUGCAACCGCUGCGAUGAAUGCUGGUAUCCAAAACGAAGAGACACGCCGUCCCUCGUCUGGUAGCAUGCGACGAGAAGUCGAGCGAGCACGCCGUCGAUCAAGCGUCCGCAUGAACCUUAACCUCAACGAUCCUGCUGUUCCAGCACCAGGCGAGAUGCAGCCGCGCAGUCCUUCAGGCCGCACUGCAGGUCUACCUCACAGUCCACACCGUGAGCGCGCACCAAGUCUGGGUGAGCUGCACCAGGAGAUCGAGUACGAGCAGGAGGGCCAAGUCAACCGCCUACUCAACAUGAUCCGCCAACAGCAAGCUCAGAUAUCCACCCUCCAAGCCAACCAGCAGCAGCCAUCCUCCUCCGCGGUCGACGACAGCACGCCCACGUCCGAGCGCUCCAUGUCUCUCCCACACUCUGGUCAUCCUUCACACGCAGCUAUAUCGCCUAUGCCCAUUUCCCCGCUCCCCAUGACUAGCCAGCAGCGCUCAUACUCACCCCUCGGCCUCAACCGAGGCAGCAUAAGCCGCCAGUCUUCCUUCGCAGAUCGGUCCCGCGGCGGAAGUCACACUGGCUCUCCAGCCCUACGCCCUAUGUCUGGUAUUGGCGGCGUGCACGACUACAACGACAUGCUGCCCGGCUCAGCGACCGGACGCGACGAGAGCGCCUUCUAUCAAGCUGAAACGCAGAACCUUACGCGCGAGAACCAGAUGCUUAAGAUGCGCAUCCGCGAGCUUGAGCGCCAACUAAGUGAACAAAACCCCACGAGCCAAAUCACGCAGAGCCCCGUCGUACAUUCUGGCUUGAAUCCUGCGGCUGGUGGCGGCGACGGCAGUGAGCCCUCUCCUUCUGCAGCAUGA